AUGGCCACAGGAACUAAGAAGAAGAGUGUGCAAAGCCGAAUCUCCAUGAUGGCGGUGGGGGAAAGUAAUGCUAGCAGCGCCAAGAUUAGCCCUGCUAACGAAGAAGAUGGGCCAAAGAUGGAUAUAAGCGGCCUGUUUGCCGAAAUGACUAAGCUUGGAGCUAUCCUAACUAGUGUUGCGGCCGAUGUAUCUCACAUCAAGUCAGACAUGGUGGAAUUUAAAAACGCGAUAAGUGCAAUCCAAACACGGAUGACCGAAGCUGAGGGCCGCAUCUCAGAUGUGGAAAACAAAAUGAGGAGCAUAACAGAGGAUAAUGGCAAAAAAGCUAAGAAGCUUGAACAACUAUGGGCUCGAGUAGACGACCAGGAAAACAGAAACUGCAGAAAGAAUGUUCGGCUUAUCGGUCUGAAAGAGGGUCUGGAAAGUGGUGGCAGCAUAAAUGAUUAUGUGAUGAAGAUACUUGUGGAUGGCCUAGGUCUACAAGGGAAGGAAUAUGAGCUGGAAAGAUGCCACAGAAAUUUACUGCAGACUUUGACCAGGAAAGUGAGACGCCGAAGGAGAGGAAAGCGAGCCGGCGCGCUCGUGCGUCUGAGGAGACGCGGACUGCGAACUGUUCUUCCUGGGAUCUUCCUUUCCAACGUACGCUCACUCAGGAAUAAGAUGGACGAGCUGGCCCUGAUGAGAAGCAUGAACAGAGACUUUGCCUCCUCCUGUGUCUUAUGUUUUACGGAGUUGUGGCUCUGCGAGGACAUCCCGGACUGCGCGCUCAAACUGGAGGGUUUUCAUCUGCUGCGCGCGGACCGGCAGGCCUCUCUCUCUGGUAAGACCACAGGUGGAGGUGUCUGCUUCUACAUAAAUAGUGGCUGGUGCACAGAUGUAACGGUGAUUGCUCAGCACUGCUCUUCCUCUCUGGAAUACCUUUUUAUUCACUGCAAACCGUUUUAUUCUCCGUGGGAGUUUGCUUCAUUCAUCUUGGCCGCUGUUUACAUCCCGCCAGAUGCGGAUGUGCAGGCAGCUCAGUGCGCCCUCGCGGAGCAGAUACUGCACAUGGAGCGGACAUUCCCGGACUCUCUCAUUAUUGCUCUUGGGGACUUUAACAAAGCCAAUCUGAGCCAAGAGCUUCCCAAAUACAAGCAGUAUAUUAAAUGCCCGACCAGAGAGGAGAGGACAUUGGAUCACUGCUACAGCACGAUCAGCGGGGCCUAUCGCGCGGUGCCCCGUGCUUCACUCGGACUUUCUGAUCACGUCAUGGUCCACCUGAUCCCCGCGUACAGACAGAGGCUGAAGCUCUCCAAACCUGUCGUGAGGGCUAAAAAACUGUGGAGCAACGAGGCUGUGGAGGAGCUUCGCACGUGUUUGGAGUCCACAGACUGGGACACAAUGAAGGCUGCUUCUAACUGCUUGGACGAGUUCACGGACACUGUCACCUCCUAUAUCCACUUCUGUGAGGACAGCAUUGUGCCAUCACGCACCAGGUUGAGUUAUAACAAUGACAAACCCUGGUUCACUCCUAAACUCAAAAAGCUGUGGCUGGAAAAGAAAAAUGCAUUCAGAAGUGGAGAAAGGGACUGCUACACAGAGGCCAAGUACAGGUUCACUAAAGAAGUGGACAUUGCUAAACAUCAGCACUCUGAGAGGAUGCAGCAGCAGAUCUUAGAGAAUAACUCGGCCUCUGUGUGGAAAAGUUUUAGGAAUAUCACCAACUACAAGCCCCAACAAUAG
Oreochromis aureus is the source of this 1722-nucleotide messenger RNA. RefSeq lists its product as uncharacterized. The record is from RefSeq and is a predicted model, not a curated record. Lineage: Eukaryota; Metazoa; Chordata; Actinopteri; Cichliformes; Cichlidae. Bases 1 to 1722 code for a protein of 573 amino acids. The transcript is spliced from 3 exons.